CAAAAUUCAACAGAAAAUGGGAAGGGGGAAAGUAGAGCUUAAGAGAAUAGAGAAUCCAACAAAUAGGCAAGUCACCUUCUCCAAGAGAAGAGAUGGUUUGCUCAAAAAAGCCAUUGAACUGUCCAUUCUCUGUGAUGCUGAGGUUGCUCUUCUUGUCUUCUCUCCUUCUGGCAAAGCUUAUCACUUCUCCAGCCAUGACAUGGAUAUGACUAUCAGGAGGUACAGAAACGAAAAGGGUCUGCAUAAAAUGAACAACCAUGGAGUAAGAACCAUCGAGGUAUGGAAGAACGAAAUGGAUGAGAUGAAGAAGACAAUCGAGAUACUUGAAACAAAACACAAGCAUUUGGCUGGAGAAGAUCUUUCAUCAUUAGGGAUAAAAGAACUCAAACAACUCGAACGCCAACUGAGGAUCGGAGUUGAUCGCGUCCGAUCUAAAAAGUGGCGCCUUUUAUCGGAGCACAUAAGUUUAUUGAAGAGAAAUCAUAAAACCUUGCAAGAAGAACAUACGAUUCUUCAGAAAAGAAUCAAGCUUCAUGAGCUGCUGAACGAAGCUGAUGAAUACUCAGGCUUGGAUUCAUCUGGUCAUGCAAUUCAAAGGUUUAUUCCAGAUGGGCAAUCUCAUUCACCACUCAACGUGAACCAGCUCGGUUUUUCCAACAAUUGAUUAUAUUUUCGUUAUUUCUCCAAUGGUUAAGAUUAUUACCAUCUUGUCGUUGUCAUUAAUGUAGUAAAAUAUAUAUUAAAAAGAAUUGAAGUAGUUUGGUUACUGUAAGGUAUAUAUUGCGCGAGUAAUAGUUCCUAAGUUUGUUUUUAUGUAAAACAUGAUUGGUCAAACUUGAUUGAUCUUGAAAGGCUUUAUGUAAUUAUAUAG
Lactuca virosa is the source of this 871-nucleotide messenger RNA. Lineage: Eukaryota; Viridiplantae; Streptophyta; Magnoliopsida; Asterales; Asteraceae. The record is from the annotation of a GenBank genome assembly.